UGUUUUGGAGGAGGAAGUGAAAAGGGAAAGGAGAAGCUGAGGGUAGCAGUUAGGUCGCUCGCUGUCAGGCAAGCAUUCAAGCAAAGUGCCAAAUUUCCAUACCAUUUGUCGAAAAUCUUCCUCGCAAAUUUACGACACGUUUUUUUAAGUGCUCACGCAAAGUCAACGCGUUUUUCUAAAAAAAUUGCAGCGAGGCAUUGCCAAAUUAACGCUAACUAACGAGUUCAGUGCCAGCGAGCUAGCUAGCUAGCUAACGUAACGCCUAGUUAGCCAAUAACGCUAACUGUCCUGAACAACAACAGCUAGUUAGCUUGCAGCCCGGUCGGUUCCAGUCCAGAAGCCGCAGCUCCGGUGUGUCACAACUGUGGAAAAAUGACAUCCAGGAAGAAAGUGCUCUUGAAAGUCAUCAUCCUGGGAGAUUCUGGUGUUGGAAAGACUUCCCUAAUGAACCAGUACGUGAACAAGAAGUUUAGUAACCAGUAUAAAGCUACAAUAGGAGCAGACUUCCUGACCAAGGAGGUGAUGGUGGACGACCGGCUCGUUACAAUGCAGAUCUGGGACACAGCUGGCCAGGAGAGGUUUCAGUCUUUGGGUGUUGCCUUCUACCGUGGAGCAGACUGCUGUGUGCUGGUGUUUGAUGUGACUGCUCCCAACACCUUCAAGACACUCGACAGCUGGAGGGAUGAGUUUUUGAUCCAGGCCAGCCCUCGAGAUCCUGAGAACUUCCCCUUCGUGGUGCUAGGCAACAAGAUUGACUUGGAGAACAGACAGGUAACCACCAAAAGGGCUCAGGCUUGGUGUCAGAGUAAGAACAACAUCCCCUACUUUGAGACCAGUGCCAAAGAAGCCAUAAACGUAGAACAGGCAUUCCAGACAAUUGCACGUAACGCCCUCAAACAAGAGACGGAGGUGGAGUUGUAUAAUGAAUUCCCAGAGCCCAUAAAACUGGAUAGGAAUGACAGAGCUAAACCUUCAGCGGAAAGCUGCAGCUGCUAAGGGACAACUUGGACCAUCUUCUGUCUUGGCUUUCUGAAACACCCUGUCCCCGGUUACAUCACAUGCACCUUGCUCCCAGGGAAAGUACUUCCCUAUUGGUCUUCCUCUCUCACACCACUGUUCAUUCCAUCGACCACAACCCCUCACGCAGUACGCUGCACUUGGAUGUAUCCUGCCCUCACUUAGUGCACAGAUUAAUACACUAGCGUACAUAAAAUACGCCGACAAAUCCCGUGCCCAAAGAUCACACAAGAGAAGAAUGACACCCCUUCUGACCCUCGACUCAAUAGUGAGUCAUCUCCUACCCUGCCCGCCCAUUUUUCCUGACCGUGGCCCCUGAUUCUCACACUGAGUGGGCAAGAUGGAGCCAUGUUCAAAGAGUGCAAUGGGGAACUCUAGGUGGACUGGCUGAUGCUCUGUAAUGUGAGAUGAUGUUGGCUAACAUCAGCAUCCCAAGUAUCUUAUUCUUUCUUUCUGUUUUCUUUUUGCUUUCCUUUGCCUAUCUGUCAAGAAAUAACGGAGUUGAACUAUAUAAAUAUAUAUAUAUAUAUAAUUUUUUUUUUUUAAUUGGCUGAUGUUAUUUCUUAAGCCAAUCUGAAACACAUAGUUUUUUUUGCACUUUCUUUUUAUGUUUUGCCUUUAAAUGUUAAAGAGGGAUGAUUUGAUUUUGGGCAACAUCUGCUACCACCCGCCUUUUGGUAAGCUUCAAUUUAUACUUCCUCACUUUGUUAUCCCCUGUCAAAAAUCCCCCAACAAUCUGUUUAACACUUUGGUGGUUGUACUGCCUUUUCCCUUCAUGGUUUUGUGUAAAUUGGUUUAUUACUGCCUCACACUGCAGACGAAAUGCUACAAAGUAGACCUUAAGUGAAAGCUGAUAAUGCAGUCACAAUGUAAAAUGGGGAUUAAUUCCUUGAUAUAUUAAUAUUUGCCUUUUUAUUUAACAUUUAACAUUACUUGUACUGCAACUAUUACUGCUGUAUGUGUUAUGUCCUUCAUCAGACAUCAUUCAAUGCUAUGGAAUUACAAUAUGUGUUACCAGCACGGCAUACUCGUGUCUUCUGUCAUGUCUUUGUUAUUGCUGUUCUCUCUAUUUGCUUGUAGCUCAGGUUGGCUAAAAACUUAAUAUUUUUAACGGAUUGUGUGUUACGGUGUAGAGAUGGUACAGGUGAAAGGCUGAUGGAUUGAACUGAAAUGGAUGGUCUCUCUCUCUUUCCAUUUGAAGAAAGGAUCCAACUUUACGCCCUGGUAUUACUCUUUUCCUUAUAGAAAAAACAAAUCACUGCAAUGCCAAUGAUGUUAUCAAAGAAAAUUGGGACGUCAAAUAAUAAAACUCUUGAAUAUA
Messenger RNA from Scatophagus argus, 2338 nucleotides. RefSeq names its product ras-related protein rab7-like. Bases 373 to 996 code for a protein of 207 amino acids. NCBI's taxonomy places the organism in Eukaryota, Metazoa, Chordata, Actinopteri, Scatophagidae. Gene Ontology annotation, biological process: endosome to lysosome transport; phagosome-lysosome fusion. Gene Ontology annotation, cellular component: phagocytic vesicle; late endosome; lysosome. The transcript has 6 exons. Gene Ontology annotation, molecular function: GTPase activity; GTP binding. The record is from RefSeq and is a predicted model, not a curated record.